This is a messenger RNA of Aphanomyces invadans, 2130 nucleotides long. RefSeq lists its product as hypothetical. NCBI's taxonomy places the organism in Eukaryota, Oomycota, Saprolegniomycetes, Saprolegniales, Verrucalvaceae. The transcript has 2 exons. Bases 79 to 2061 code for a protein of 660 amino acids. The record is from RefSeq and is a predicted model, not a curated record.
CUGAGUUUCACUCCGCGCCCGUGCGUUGGUUGAUUCACGUGAACGCCGAAGGUGGACAAACGGGACGGCGCACCCUCGAUGGCGUCGGUAGAGGGCAAGGCAGAUCUUGCCAAGAAGAAGACAUGGAACUCACCGAACGAGCAGCCCCCUUCUCGGACCCGAUGGCGAGGAAAGGAAAAGCCUGGGGAUACCGUGGCGAGCUCCACCAAUCGCCCUGACGACGCGACUCGCUCGCGAAGCACACCAGGCAAGGAGCGUGCAAUGCCGUCCACGAAUGCGCCUCACAGUGUGCCGUCCAUCUCGCCUUCCAAGUUGUCGUCUGCGGAGCAGGAGAAACAACUGCAGACGUUGCUGACAUCCAACCGGUUCGAAGACGCCGCCUCGUGGAUCGUCGGAUCGGCGUAUUUGUCUGAAAAGUACAAGCUUGCGGACGUGAUUCGUCUAGUUCUAGACCAUCGUCACUUUGAUUUGGCGGGGCGGCUCAUUCGGGAGCACAAGUUGGCCGACAACCAGCAGCUUGUGACGUUUUUCGUGAUGGAACUUGUGCGCAGCGGUCGCUUCCAUUUGGCCGUGCGGUACGCGCAAGAACUGAUCCCUCAGUUCAACGCGCCCAACGCUGAUCCAUCGACACGUCCCAUCUGGACACCGAGCACACUGAUCAAGGCCAUGAUUCGCGUGCAGCAGUACAAACCCGCGCUCAAGUACACGCUCCAGUUCCACUUGGCGACCGAAUUCCCCGUCAAGAAAUUCGUUCAGGGAAUGCUCCAUGAAAAGGCGUGGCUCGACGCGUUUACUGUGAUCAUGGAGCACAAACUCGACGCUGAGUUCUCGCUCGACAAACUUAUCGACAACUUGCUGGCGGAACGCCAGUGGUCUGCCGCGAUCAAGUGCGUCAAGCAGGCCAAGCUUGGCGCCGAGUACACUGGUGAGGUCCUUGUGCACCACAUGAUCCAGAGCGGAGAUUUCUUGUCAUCUUUGCAUUACCUCAAAGCGUUCGACUUGACGGGCAACGUCGAGCUCGUGCGCCGCAUGCUCCACUUUAUGAUUCGCUACGGAGAACUCUACAAGGCCCUCAAGUACUCGAUCAAGUUUGGGUUGUCCAAGGAACCCUCGUUUGACUCACGCCGACUCAUUGACCUCGCUAUCGAUCGAAGGCAAUUCCAUGUCGCGCUGCUCUACAUCAAGAAGCUAAAGUUGGAAGCGACGUACCAAGAUGAUCUGCGCCACAUUGCGCACGAGAAAGACCACCUUCUCGCGUCGUUUCGAGCGCUCAUGGCGAAGAAGCGCCAGCGCCAACUGUCUCCGGCAAUCCAAGCGAGGCUGCAAUUGUGUCUCGGCGACCUCUACGAGCCACCCGUUGACGAAGAUGCCGAGAUCGUGUUGUCUGUCGAAGAGGAAGUCUUUCCCAGGAAAGCUCCCAUGAUGCCUGUCUCGCUUCUUGAUCGCCUCCGCCACCUCAACACGAACGACCAGCCAUCGCAACAUCUUGCUGCCAAACCCGCAAUCAGUCGUUUGGCUCACUGGAACUUGGACUCGUUUGAUGGAAGCAACUUGGACCUGGCUCCUCGUAGUCGACUCGGUGACUCGUUUGGCGGUCUCUCACGGUCGUUCGCGGACGUCGAUCGCGCGUUUGCUUACCCACCCGUGCCGCCGUCGCCAGUUGCCGCGCCCGAACCCUCGUUCCGCCAAGUGCCGCCUCCACCUCCCCAACCACCCCUUCCACCAAUGCAACCCCCCCUGCCACCGGUUCCCCAACGCGAACAUUUCGUGCCGCCAUUGCCUUUGCAGCCCCCGCUGCCUCACCAGCCUCCUUCGUUUCCCCCUCCACCGCCCUCGUCCAGUUCCCCAUCUCCUACGACAUUCUACGGCUACCACCCACGUUCGACGUCAUCGUCGGUCGCGUCCCUCGCGAUGCUAUUCCACAACCAACCUCCUCCUCCGCCGCCUCCGCCACCCUCUGGCCCUGCUCUGCUUCGUCAACCCGCCAAACCCCAUCGCUCGUUCGUGCCGAGCUUGAGUUUGAAGCCGACGCCCGUGGGUCCAAAGCACCAUCAUCAUUAGAAGAACGUGGCAAAAUUAGUGCAUGUACAACAGAACGAUGUGGACUCGAAUCCUCGCCUUGGCUUUCAC